CCUAUGAUGAGUUGCAUGUGCAUGAUGCUUUGUCAAGGCCAACAUGAAGACACUCGACCUUGGUACGACUGUGUCUUCCUCUGAUCCCAUUCAUCACCGUCAUGUCGGACGCUCUGUGUGGACCGUCUAAUGCGGUUCAAAACUUGGCCAAACACUCGUCGGUCGAUCGGACAUUGCAGCAAGACCGCCUAGUGUCGCGGCAGUCGCCCUCUGAAGCUUUCCGCUCAUACGAUCCCAAUGUCUCCUCGCUAGAUCCGGAAUUCGAAGCCUUCCAGAAUGGCGGACCGGCCUUUGCUGGACCAUCAUGGGCUGCUUCCUCCUUCUCCCACCUCCAAGCGCAACCUCAACCUUCAUUCCAGCCAUUCUCUCCGUCUCCACCGGCUGCAUGGACUCAAGACUUCCAGCGCCUGGCCAUCUCGUCUCCACAACAAACACAGCUGCAUGCGGCUCCUCAAGCCUGGCACAACCAUUUUGGCCAGCAUGCUCACCACUCUGCCCCCUCACACGCCUCUCCUUCACACAUGCAGAUGCCAUCUGCACGCCUCCAGUCUCCUCAUAUCUUUGGCCCUAUGCAAGCCGCUCCACACUACGCCUCCCAAUUUCUAGAUGCCCACCAGCAACGACUCAAUCUUCCUCAAGACCACUUCGAUGAAGCCGCCUUCGAGGCCGCCUUUGACGCUGCUCUACAAGAUGCUUCGCUCGAUCAAGAUUUCGCCAUGCAAGAGAACGACAAUGUUGAUCUUGCCGAUCUUGACGACGUCGAUUUUGACUCUUUCCUAACAGAUAUUUACCCACACCUUCCUCUGUUCCGCCUCGUUUUGGCCAAUGCUCUGGUUACAAACACCGACGAGUCGCUCCAUAGAGCUGCUAAGAUUGUCGCUGCUCUCAUACAACAUCCUCAAACCAUGCACCCAAUUCAAGCUAUGCUAUUCCGACCUCUGUUGUCUGCCCUUAAUGAUCCCAAGCGCUCUUUAUUUUCUCAACGCUAUGGCUUUGAGCCCGCCUUGAAUGAGAUGUUGGACUGCCUUGCUCAGCAGACUGAAAACACUCGUCUCAAUAUAGAUGCCCCUACUGAGCGACUGCUGGCCUCAUACGCUGAUCUGCUCUGGCAGAGAAACGAAUCAAACCAUUCGGAGCCUACGGAUGUCCCCCGCUCCGCUGAUAAUGCUUACUGGCUCGACAACUUCUUCCACGACGAAGGAAUUACCUCCACCCAAAACAUUACCCAACACUCCGCAAACAUUCUAUCCGAAAGCCUCAAUCGUCAGGUCUUGACGAAUCAUACUUCUCAAGCUCUCAAUCGAGUGCUAGACAUUGAAUACGAGGUCUACUCAAAGCGUUCUGCAGUAUCAAACAUGUCUGUUCAGCAACCAACCUCUACUCGAGAGAAAGAGACCGUGCUUUUUGACAUGAUGGAUCAUGUAUUAGCUGCUCCAGAGACGAUCGAGGCGUUGGAAGCCGUCACUUCCGCAGACUCUUUUCAGGCGAAUACUAGUCAGGAACAAAAUUCGCGCUCCGCAAAUCACGCCCUGCAAGAUUAUCAAACUCAGCUGAUGUUGCUGGAGCAACAGAACGUGCGGAGACGACGGCUUGAGGCAGAAAGACUCUACAAGCCGGCGUUAGAAGACGACAUGUUGGAUGACUCGACAAAUCAGCAGCCAGAGGAACUCAAUCAGGACCAGAAAGACCUAGAUCGGCAAAAUGACGAUGAAUUGGCACAGACUGCAGCCAACCUGCUCGAGCGCGUAUCUGACAACCAGUCGUCCAAGUUCAAGAACAGUGCUUUUCUAGGACUCAUGAGACAGCUCGCUGAUCGAGAGAUUCGAGUCGAAGGAGACAAAAUGGUCCCAACCAACAUGAGUGAAACCCUCGGCCAUGAUCGUCCUGCUGCAUCUGUAGCUCAAGAUGGACAAGAUGUUAUCGAUAUCCUCAACCAGCCUGGCAGUUUGGCAGACCAAGAUCACGAAUUUAUGAUGACAACUCCAUUCGCAUCUGCGGAUGACUACUGAAUAACGUUCUGACGACUUCCCGUUCUUCAUUGCAGACAACAUGGAGAGCAUAUUCCACACAUCACUCAAAACAAACCCACAUUCAUAUAGUGCUGGGUGCUUCUUCAAGAAAGAUAU
Aureobasidium subglaciale EXF-2481 is the source of this 2126-nucleotide messenger RNA. RefSeq lists its product as uncharacterized. Lineage: Eukaryota; Fungi; Ascomycota; Dothideomycetes; Dothideales; Saccotheciaceae. The record is from RefSeq and is a predicted model, not a curated record. The transcript is spliced from 4 exons. The coding region runs from base 102 to 2009 and encodes 635 amino acids.